Molecule: messenger RNA, 39810 nt
Organism: Pelobates cultripes (western spadefoot toad)
Lineage: Eukaryota; Metazoa; Chordata; Amphibia; Anura; Pelobatidae
Source: the annotation of a GenBank genome assembly
GAAAAUAUAAUGAAGACACUUGGGAAAGACUUUAGAAAGACCAGAAAAUUCAAUUUGCAGAAAAUCACCAAGGUGAGAACUUGUUUCAUCUGAAAAUGUAUCUUUCAAAGCUCUGCGGAAUAAAUUGGCGCUAUAUAAACACUAGUAAUAAUAAUCCAGGGAUGGCUAAAUCUGUUGCAGUGAAGUAGUUGCAUUUAAAAUACAGUUUUAUUAUUUGGCCCAGCUGAAGUUAUAUUUUCAAUCUAUAUCAAAAAUCGAAUAACCACAAUAGAACUUUGUGAAUUUACCCGUUGAUUGUUCCACAAUUGCUGAAAUCUUUACUGGCAGCAGAUGUAUACUUAUGUUUUAGUGAUUUAGAUAUGCUUUUUAAUUAUAUUGUUUACCUAAAGGACAACAUUCAUCGCAAAACUAUGUUUAAAAUCUAAUUAUCCUUCCAUAAAGCUCUGAAAGGAAAUAGAUCUUUUUUAAAACAAAGUAUAUGUAAAAAAAAGUGUAACUCCUCAUUCUCCACCUUUGCUACAUGACAUGAUCCUUCAUCCAUAUAAAUACAGCUUGGGUCAGACACAGUUUGAAAACCAACAGUUAAUCUCUAUGGUCUUCCCUGUGUCAGUGCAGGGAGUGAAGCAAAAAAGACCGUAGAGACUAAUGAUCGGUGGUCGAAGAAGGUGUAUGUAUAUGGCUGAAGGAUCUUGUCAUGUAGUACAAGUAGGGAUGAGUUUUUCUCAUUUUUAUUUUUUUACAUGUACUUAAAGGGACUCUCCAGUGCCAGGAAAACAAACUUUCCUGGCACUGCAGGUCCCCUCUCCCUCCCACCCCCAUUCCAAGUUGCUGAAGGGUUUAAAACCCCUUCAGUGACUUACCCGUAUCCAGCGCCAAUGUCCCUCGGCGCUGGUUCAGAGUCCGCCCACGCUCCUCCCCCGUCGACGUCAUCCGGCCGGGGAGAUCUAAUGCACAUGCGAGGCAAUGCCGCGCACGUGCAUUAGACUUCCCCAUAGGAAAGCAUUGCUUUCCUAUGGGGAUUUCAGCAACGCUGGAGGUCCUCACAUAGCGUGAGGACGUUGAGCGACGCUAUAGAACACGGAAUGUGUGCUAUAAUCACGGAAGUGCCCUCUAGUGGCUGUCUAGUAGACAGCCACUACAGGAGGAGUUAACCCUGCAAGGUAAAUAUUGCAGUUUAUGAAAACUGCAAUAAUUACAGUUGCAAGGUUAAGGGUACUGGGAGUUGGCACCCAGACCACUCCAAUGGGCAGAAGUGGUCUGGGUGCCUGGAGUGUCCCUUUAAUUAAAAAUAAAAAUAAAAAUCUAUUUCCAUUCAAUACUUGAUGGAACCGGAAUAGGCAACCUUCGGUACCGCAGUUGUUUUGGACUACCCCUACCGUGAUGCUUUGCCAACAUUAGAGCAUUGGGGGAGAUGUAGUGCGCAACAUCUGGAGUGCCGAAGGUUUUCUAUUCCUGGAUUAUUAUAUUAAAAAGUUAUUUUUAGGUGACAGUUAUCCUUUGAAGUAGUCAUAUUUAUUUAGCGACUUCCCUUUUGGGGGCCCUACAUGUUCCCAGCACAUUACUUUGGCAGUUAUACUUGGAAAACAAAGGGUUAAAGCAAUGCUAUUCUAGUACCAUGAGCCAGUAUCCUCUAGCAGCUGCAGCACGGUCGUGCUGUAGUCCAUUUAUUUUUGUAUUUGCCCCAGUACAAAUGAUACUCGGUUUUACAAGGUACACAGGUUUGUGGAAAAAUGUUUUUUUUUUAUUGCUUGUUGGCUGUUGUGUUGUGAACUUGGACAGCUACUAGUUGCACUCCACAUUGUGAUUUCCAAAUUCUUUGAAAUAGCAUCAGCACCAUCUAGUGGAUAGUUGUUUUACUACACGUGAGGAUUAAAACAGUAUGUUAACUGCUCACCUUUAGAAUUUAUCCAAAUUACAUGUGGUAUUUUUAUCUGUAUAAAAAGUAAUGCUUAUUGUUUGGUGUUUGCGUUUUGAUCAUCACUGGUUCAUAUGAUUUCUAGAUCUUUCAAAAUCUAGAAUCUAAAUGUUCCAAUCAUCCAGACAUAUCAUUUUGAGGACCAGUCCAGUGCUGGAUACCUGUGUCAGGUAGGCAGUGUAUUUUUAGCUGGCUGCUUGUUAUUAAGUUCAGCAGUCGCUGAUAUACUGCCACUUGCUCCAGGAACAUGUCUUCGUAACCCAGUGGAAUAAUGGAUUUUGAUCUCUCAUCAGUGAUUCUGUGUGUAGAGAGAUGGCAGUGUAAUGUUAGCUGGAAGGAAAUUUAGAAAACACCGGCUGACAUACACUUGCCCCCUUUCUUCAUAUGAGUGCUCCAAUUUCCUUCUUCUGAAAUGAAUGGUACAGGUAUUUACUUUGAUCUGUAGCAACAGGUAUCUUCAACUUUAUUGAUUGUUAACCUAAGUAAAGCCAAAAGGAUACCUACAGAGCAAAUGCACCUAUAAAUUAAUAUAUAAUUUAUAAAUGUUUUCCUGUGAUCUGAUACCUAAUUUUUCUUUACAAAGCAUUGAAAACGGGCUACAUAUAUAUUGCAUUAUACCUUGUUUUCUAAGUAAAAAUUUUCAAGAUAAUACAAAAGUUAAUAAAAGAUAUCAAUUAUCUUCAUUCCAGCAGAAUAUUUCCUUGAUGCCAAAUUUAAACAACCUUGAAAAUCAAAGGUCCUUAUUGAGAAGUGUCUAUAGUGGCUGUGUGUCUGAAAACCACUACUGGCAUUUUUAAGGCAGGAUGGAAAUAUUGUUUUUCUGGGAUGGCAGUAUAUUACAUUGCCAGACAAAAAAGGGACAUGGUCUAUGUACCAAAACUACAACAUUAUGAUGUAGGGGUCUUGGUGCGUAGAGUGUCCUUUUAAUAUGCCCAAAAUCUGUUACUGAAGAAAACAAGUCAGUGUAAUGUAUAAUCAAUUUUCAGCAUUUAUUGAAAGAAUCUUUCAUUGUAAUGUUAUGUCUUCUUUACUUUGUGCACUAUAGAGUACACACGUACUGUCCAAAAAUACACACUGUGGGUGUUCAUUUAAUUCACGAAAUUGUGAUGACUUGACAACAAAUUUGUAAAACAUAGACCGCAAUAGCCAAGUUUUAUUUUGUCCAACUUGGCCUUUUUGCCUCCAUUUUCCAAGUUAGUGGUCAACUCUUCACACAUUCGUGUUAGUUGGUCACUGUAUGUCGCUAUUUGUCAAUGUACACUGCAGACAAUGGGUUUGUUUAUUCCGUGUUUCCUGUGUGUUAUGUCUGUGAGCAUUUAUUGCUUAUCUAGCAGGCAGCCCAUGAAACACGGAAUAAAGUUAGUUUCAUGUAUGUGUGGUGAUUCGGCAGUGUAUUGUUAGUUUGCUGUUGUACCAAAACCAGCAGCUACCUACACUACCACAUUAUCACAUGGCAUAUCGUCUGGUGAUGUAGAGGUGGGAGGGGGGUUUGCAGAGUACAUUAUGUUUCUGGCACAAUACUGUGAUAUUUAAUUGCAGCAGGUCUUUCACAACCAAUAAAUGAUUAAUUCAGAGAUCUUGGUGAAUAUUUUGUAAAACCCUCAACAUGUCCCUAGGGUGCUGUAACUCGUGGUCUAGUGUGGGUUAGUUUGAGGCAAGGAAUCACUGCCUUCCUCUGCUACCAUCUCCUGCACCCACCGUUCUAGAUGGAGGUUGUGAGGAUAUAUAUUGGCUCCUUUGUAAUAGCGCAUGCUCUAGAAUGGCAGUUUUAAAGAAUAAAUCUGUACUGCUUAAUUAUUUUAUCUUUUGCAUUACCAUAUAGUAGGGAUGCAAUCACAACAUUACAAUUGUCUAGGCCUCAUGAUUUGCAAUCCCAUUUGUUCAUUAAGUCUUAUAAAAUAAUAAAAUACAGACUUUUAUUGUAUCACAACUGUAUUCUAACUCCGAGGUUGAUUUACAAACUUGCCUGAUGCUGUCCUGAUGCUGAUGCCCUACGCGAAUUAUGAAAUUUGUAGCUUGUAAUAGGAACCUUUAAUUGUCCCUUCCCUCAUUCUUGUCCUGAAGGCUAUUUACCAAACCAGGCAUAUUGUAGGAGUUAUCAGAAAAAAUUAUAUUUUAGAACAAAAUAACUAAUUUGGAUAAAUUCUUAAACUCGCCUAUUUUGGCCUAAAUGUGCCUGUGCAUGAUCUAUACCUGACAAUUACCAGUUUAGUAUAUAAGCUUGCAAGUGUGACUUCGAUGUUUCUCAUGUUCACCUGUGCAACAUAGUUAUGUAUUCGAUCAAACGUUAACAGGAAAUAAUGUUUUUAUGUCAUAUGUUAAAAGCAUUCUAUUGCCUUUUAUCUUUAAAGGGACACUAUAGUCACCUGAACAAAUUCAGCUUAAUGAGGUUGUUCAGGUGAGAACUAUAGCUCCCUGCAGCCUUUCUCAUGUAAACACCGUAUUUUCUGAGAAAAUACAGUGUUUACAUUGAAAGCUAGGAACACCUCCAGUUGCAGUCACUCAGAGUGAACCAGAGGGACUUUGGAGUUGAUGGAGGCAUAAUAUGCCUCCAUCCACUCAGAUAUGCUAUCAGCAGAGCACAGGGCAGCACUGUGCACAGCAUCCUGUGAUUCAGUAUCUCCUCCCUCUGCAUGCAGACACUGAACUUUUCUCAUAGAGAUUCAUUGAUUCAAUUCAUCUCUACGAGGAGAUGCUGAUUGGCCAGGGCUAUGUUUGAAUCAUGCUGGCUCUGUCCCUGAUCUGCCUCUUUGUCAGUCUCAGUCAAUACUAUGGGGGAAACACUGUGAUUGGAUCAGGCUACCACAUGUCAGCAGACUGCUUGUUUUUCUGAGUCUAACAGCAUGCCGAUUUACAGCUUCAUGUUUGAAUACAGUAAGAUUUUGACUAUAUUUAUGGAGGGAUGAGGGGCCCAGAGGGGCUAGAUGGUGGUAUUAACACUAUAGGGUCAGGAAUACAUGUUUGUGUUCCUGACCCUAUAGUGAUCCUUUAAGGUAUACUCUAAGCACCAAAAGAAUGUUAGCUUAGUUUCAGUGUAUAGAUCAUGCCCCUGCAGUCUCACUCCUGAAUUCUCUGCAAUUUAGUUGUUAAAUUACUUUGUUUUUUACAGUCCUAGCCACACCUCUCAUGCCUGUGACUCAAACAGCUUCCAUAUAAAAAGGUUUCAUUUUUACAGCACUGUAUGUUUACUUUAGAAGUGAUUAUCUUCUGCUUGGUUAAUUGAACUUUAAUUACACACAAGAGGCUGUUAUUGGCUCUAGCAGGCAAUUAACGGAACAGAAGAUAAGAAAUGAUAAAUUAAACGCAUUAUGCAGUUAGAGAAGCUGAAAGAAUUACGCUGUUUUUCCAUAAUUGUGCAUGAAGGCAGUAUGAGUCUCAUCAAGUAAAGGUGUUGUUAGGGCUGCAUGAACAAAGUGAUUUAACUCCUAAAUAGUAGGGCAGAAAGUCUACAUGGCAUAUUCUAUUCAUUAAAAGCACUUAAUUUAGCAGAUGUUGUUUUAUUAAGUGUUCGUGUGCAUCAAACUCAAUACUCCUAAAGCACUUCAAAUUUCUUUGUGAGUAGAUAUCUGAUAUAUUUAAAACACAGUAUGGAUGAUAGAACAUUGUAUUUCAAUAUCCAGCAACAGAGUUUAUCUGGCUGGUGAGAAAUAGGAAUUUUCUUUCACUACAAACACAAACAUUCACAUCUUAUUUUCCAUUAUUGCUGUUUUUAGUUAAUUCUAAUUUUUAUCAUUCGAAGCAAUUCUAAAUUUAUGUAUAAAAGUAAUUUAUCCAGUGAUACUAAAAGUUGUGGCGUGUGUACGACCACUUGUUGGGCUGCCGUGUCAUCCCAGUGGAGAAACCCAGCAUUAAAGAAAAUAACUGGUUAAAAGACCCUCCAUGCAGUAGACAUGUUACAAGUAGCAAUGUGCUGACAUUGAAACAUUAUAGCAGAACUGUCCUGUUCAACAAAUUGGGGGACGGAGGAAAUUACUGUCCUGUUUGAAAAGCAAUGGUAUAUGGUAAUCUAAAAAUGAAAACCUUAAACAGAUGUUACAGAAUAUUUGCUAACUUUAACAAAUUUAUUGGUUUAUUAAAACCAACAUCUUUGGUACAAUAACCGCUGAAGUAAGUUGAAUGCAUCAACAAUCUAAGGACUGCUACUAUCUUUUGAUAAAGCCAGUUUUAUGUUGCACAAGUUGGCUUGGUUUGGCAACUGCACUUAGAUUCUCAUCCUUGCCAUAUUGGGCAUAAUAUAAAUCCAUUCAAUGUCAACAUUUUACUGUGUUUUGAACCCCUCACCUCCAUCCCUUUAAAAAAAGUUUUCUAGAUUUAGUCACUAUACCAAUAAUUUCGAUAAUAAGGCAACAACAUUUUAGGAUGAAAUAGCUUAACUGGAAAAACUCUUUUACUAAUGCUUUUUCUGAAUUUGCAGGUGUGAAUUCUAAAUGCUUUUUCAAUUUAGUGAAUGAAUGAACCCAAACAAUUUAAAAUGUCUUAGGUUCUAUAUAGAACACGGAAUUAGAUUUAAAAUGACAGUUACAAUAUCAACUAUUUUACAUAUGAUAUAUAGAAUUUCCAACACAAUAAAUUCUUGCGAAUAUAUGUUUUAUUUUCAUUUAACAGGAUUCCUUGCGUUUGUGUUCUAUUGCCCAUCUUUGUUUGGACCCUGAUGCCGAUACCGUUAUGUCUGCGUGACCACUGAGAUUGUCCGUUAAAAUUUUUGAUCUCGUGAAACACAAUGCUAACUAGUAGACCACAUUUCACAGCUGUUACUCAAGGCUACAUACUCUUUGUACAGAGCUUCAUAACUAAUCAGCUAGAAUAUCUAAUUAAAUUACUCAAAAUGCUAAUUACUGCAUAAUGGUUUUGAGCUUGAUAACCUUUCCGAAACUCAUAGCACCAUGACAUAUAUUGUAAUGCUAAUUAGAAGCAAUGAAGAAAUUGGAACAUAACUGCAGAAUCAACUCUUUAAUUUGUCACUUAAAGAUGAUAUGUCCAAUAAUAAGAGAUAGAAUAUUUUUUUUGAAUAGAUUGAAUAAAACUUUGAAGAAAUUUAUAGAAGCAACUGUCUCUAAGAUUUCUUGAGAGGACAAACUUUCACUUUAAAUAUUUUGAGUAAAUAAAAGUUCACUUUAAACACAUUGAGAAGUUGAGCAGUAACUUUUAAACACUUAAGAUGAGCAGUCACUUUAAACACCUUGAGAAGUUCAGAAGUAACUUUGACAACUUUAAAUAGAUGAACAGUCACUUUAAAUACCGUCAGAGGUUAAGCAGUAGCUUGGAAUACUUUGAAUUGAUGAAAAGUCACUUUAAAAACAUUGAGAGAAUAGACAGUCACUUUAGGUAGUUUGUCAAGUUGGACAGUCAUUUGUGAUAUUUUGAGGAAAUGAAAUGUACCAUGUAAUGUGAGCUAUGUGUAUAUAUAUAACUGGUCCUGUUAGUAACUCUUCCGCCUAUCAUUUGGUACCUAGUAAUGCCAUACUAAUGAACAUACAGGUAAGCUUACAAGGGAUAAUUCGAUUAUUCUAAUAAUAAUAAUAAAAAAAGUAGACUUUAGAAGCCUUUAUGUGCCUUUUAUUGCAUAAUAUCAAAUGAUAGCAGACACACUGAGAAAAAAAAUUAUUGACUUUGAGAAUUAACAGUGAUGCUCAAACAACACUCAAACAGAAUGGCAGGAAAACCCAUUUAAAAAGUAUGACAUAGGUUGAUCCCAAUUAUGCACAGCACAUAAACAUUCUUACUAACUUACAGAACAGUAACCAGCGCACUCAAAUUCAUAUGUGUAUUUCCAGUUUGAGACCAAAAUAGCCAAUUAUAAAUAUCUCCAAGUCAGCGAUGGUCUCUAUUCAACUAUUUUGGGUUAAAAUGGGAAAUUCACUUUAAACUCCAGGCUACUGACACUCUACAGGGAUAUUUACUAAUAGGAGAAUUGUUGGGAAUUCAAAGUGAAUUUCAAAUUAAAUACUGUACUGUUAAUUAAGGCACUUUUUCACACUGACAUCAGCGACAGUAAAGAGAAGCCUUUAAUUGGACCAAUGUACCUGCUCAGAGAGCAUGUACACACUCAGAGCGGCCAAGAGGAAGAUCAAAGUUGUAAGGAAGAUUGGGAUGUUGGAAAUUGGAUUGGAAAAACAAGCACUAUUAAGGGUAUAGGGAGCACACUGUGCGCUGUCGACUGAUGCAUUUUUCCAGACUGCCAACGUCACAUGUGUUAGGGAUGUAACUAGCUCCUAGCACAAAAGUGGAAAUCACUGAAGUGGUCGUGGUGGUUGAAGUAACCGUUUAAUAUUCUCUUACAAGGCUACUGUUAUAUUGUUGUUCACGUAAAGAGAAACAUUACGUUUUGAAUACAUGUAGGAGUAAAGCCUGUUCAUUGGAACAAAUAAAACAGAUAUGCUUGAAGAAACACUUUAAAAACUUUUAGUUUUUUUAAAAUCCUUUAAGCACUAAUGAUAGUCUAUUAUGUAACAACAAUCUGAUCAUUAUAUACUGUACUGACAUAGCAUAUCCUUCGAGAUCACAUUGUGAUCAUAGGUAACAUGACAUAUAAUUUGUCCCAAUGGAAUAAUUGUAAAUACAUUGUUAAGUUAGUGUGGUCCAUGUACUUCCUAACUUUCCCGUAUCUGUUAGGAAAGUCACUAUACCAGAUUUUUCUCCUGUGUUUUGCUUCUGAGGACAUCAGUGAAUAGCCUUCAAAAUGUGCAGUGUGAUUGUAUCAUAAAACAUGACCUUUGUGUGCAAGAAUAAUGUCGAGAAUCUUUCCCAUGAAGCCUAGGCAGCGCUAUGUGCACCAAAUUUAUAGCACCCAGUGUAUGGUUGCAUAUGGUAUCAUAGCCAUUAGUGGCCUCAACUAUUUUCACAUAUAUAUUAUUACUUUUUUAAAUCAAUAUUAUCGGCAAUAUUCAUAUAAAGUGCCUCACAUCCUGAAAAUUCUAAUUGUUUUGUAAGACAUUCCCCAUGGGGCUUUCAGAAGUAGAUGUUAAAGGAACAUUUUGUUAGAUAUGCAAAUCUGUAUUCCUAACGCUAUAGCGUUCCUGUCCCUACUUGUAGGUAGGUUUCCCCACUCCCCCCCUGCAAAAACAGAAUGAAUAAAAUAAAAAUGCACUUACCAUUGUCCAGGUAUGAGGCUCUGGAAGACAAUGGUUCCAAUGGUUCUCAUAGAGGAGCAUUGGGGACCUAAUGGUCAUCCACAGCGAGUACUGCAUGUGAAUUCAAACUUUCUCAAAGGAAAGCAUUGUAUCACUGCUUUCCUAUUGGGCUUCCACAUCAUGUGACAGAGCUUAAAUAGCUCAGUGCAUUGGAUGCGCCUCUCGUGGCUGUCAUAGAGAAGGACUUAACUCUGCAAUGUAAACAUUUCACUUCCUCAAAAAAGGGACAGGGACACUGCACCCAGAACACUUCAAUGAGAUGAGGUGGUCUGUGUGACUAUAGUGUGUCCCUUUAAGAACUAUAUAUAGAAAUACUGCGAUGUGCUUAUGGUGAUGUGUAAGAAAAUUCUAAACAUUUAGAGAAGACAGUGAAGCACAUUUUGGAGAUUUCUAUGUGUUUUUAAUCUCUGUAAUUAGAAAAACCCAUCCACUGAGUUAUUCUGUGAAGUUUACAUACAAUAAAGUGCUUUCUCUUUUUGAAUUUAGUUACAUCUGACAACAUUUAGGUGCUCUGGGAAAUGGCAUUAACCAGUGUCAAUAAGCCGUGUAUGCUCACUUAGCUUCCAUGAUGGGUGUCUACCACUGCAGAAUGUAUGAUAUACACAGGCAGGUCCAGCAGGGUACACACAACUAAUAGCUGAUAGCAACUCUUUCACGUAAUGGAAGAUUACAGAAAAAAGUGCAUAUCAACACUAGACUUACAGAAACAUAGUAACUAUUUUUUUAAAUAUAUUAGUUAACUUUAAACUUUCCAGUUAACAUUGAUAAUGAAGAAGUUUUUUGUAAUUUAUUUCAGGAUAAAAAUGCAUCUGUCUAUGUGUUAUUGUAUUCAAUUACCCUGUUUAUGUUAUCGCUGUUUACGUAUAGUGAUAAUUUAUUACAAUUAUGUUUUUUUUGCCGUGGUUGCAGUAUCAAAAUGAGAAUCAGCUGUUCAUAAUGUAGAUCUUUGAUAACUGACCUAAGCCAUCAGCUACUCUACACAUAGUGAGUUGAGUAAAAAAGGAACCUUAGCUAACGUUCAGAAGGUAGGGCCAUAAUACAAAAUAGUUCCAUCAUUAGCAAAUGAAUACCUAUUAAACAACAUACAUUAAAACAUUUUUUUUUUUUAAAUCAUGACACCAUUUAGCCGGGUUUGGUAAAGAAUCUGAGAAUUGUUUUAUGCUAUAAUUGAAAUAUAAAAGAACCUUGUUUAAUGUCAUUCUCUCUUGCCAGAGUUACUGUGCAAUAUCCUCUGUAGACGGCAAUUACCAAUGCUCGUCAUUUAAAAUUCCUUUUGGAUUUGUAAACUUGUUUAUGUAAUAUAUUAUAUUAGUGGUACUUUUUUUUGUAAUUUGGUCUAUUUGCUCAUUCAGGUCUCUUUUCACAGGUUUGCUCUAAUUUCAACAAAAUACAAAAGACAGGUAUUUGAAUGAGUUGGGCAAGAUUUUUUUUUUAGAAAAAAGUAAAAAAUCGAUUUUUUUUUUUAAAUUUGCACCCCUGCCCAUAACAGUUCUGUUCACAUGACGUCACUUCAAAGGUCUUCUCUCUUCUUCAUGAUAAUUUCUCGGACUAUAGCUGCUACUUCUUGCCUGAUGCCUUCAAUUGGUUCCUCGGGUCUCCAAUAUUUAACUACUUGGCCUUUUGUAUUAACAAGGUAUUUCCAAAAAUUCCACCUGGGUUCUUUUUUUGCUGAUUCUGAAAACAAAUAUAAAUAUGUAUUUAAUAAAGUGCACAAUAAAGUGAAUAGAUGGCACUUAUUAUAUGUAAAUAAGUCAAAAUAUUAUAGUGAAAAAUAGCAGCAACCCUAAAAGUGUCAAGCCUGCAAAAGAACACUCCCACUAAAGCCUAAAUUGAUAAUGAGCACUGUGCCUUUAAAUUGCGCUCUUCCCACAAGGUGUGUUGUGCAAAUGAUUAAUAUGUACACACAAUGGAAAAUGCACGUACAACACUUGAAAAUAAAAUCCACUUCAUAUGAGAAAUGAUAGAAACAGACAUUGUACAAAACCUUUUUAGCAACAAUAAAAUAUGGAUUAGAAAUGUGCUUGGUGUUUGGGAAGCUGGAAGCUUUAGCUCUGAGCUUAUCUGUUUGGUCCAUUACAUUUUUCGCUUAUCCAUGAUUUAUAUUGGUUAAUGCUAUGUGCUGUUGUAAUAAAAGUUUGUUCAACUUGAAGGAAUACCGUAGCGUCAGGAAUACAAACAUGUAUUCCUGAAACUAGAGAUCUAAAUAGCCAUUUAGGUUGCCGGCCUCCCCUUGUCCGCUGUUAAAUAAAGUGAUUUUAGUCACCUUUUUCCAUCGCCGCAUGGGUCUCCUCUGGAAUGACUCCACCCAUACCACAUCCCCUUGGCUGAAUUAAUCAAAAUUGACGAUCUCAUCUAAACCAAUGCUUUCCCAAAGGAAAAUAUUGAGAGGCUAUUGCGCAUCUCAUCCUAGAGAUCCAUUGAAUCAAUGCAGCUUCAUGAGGAAUGUGCAGUGCCUCCAUGCAGAGCGUGGUGACACUGAAUGUCAGGGCUGCACAAUGUGCAGCACUGACCCAGGAAGCACCUUUAGUGCUUGUCUGAGUGACUGCCACUAGAGGUCUCCCUUGACAGUAAUUAGCUGAAUAGGCAGUGUUUACAUUUAAAAUUAAGCUACAUUAAGCUGUAGAUUUCCUGGCAACUAUAGUGUCCUUCGACUGCGCAUAAUGCCAGUGUAGUCCAUUUAUAUACCUCAUUACCACAUUCUGGAAGCAGCUUUGGAGUACUUUUUAGUGAGGCUUCAAUGUAUAGAGCAGAACUUUAUCUGCUCUAUGUUUGUGAGUGACCGUUUUCCAUUCUUAUAUUUUAUUGUGGCUAAAAGGUUUUAUACCAUGUCUGUUUUCUUUUUUUUCUUUUCUCAUACAUGUGCUGAAGUUGUAAAUGCAAUUUCUAUUGUGUAUACAAAUUAAUAAUUUGCACAACACACCUCUUGAUGAAAACUGUAAUAUUGCAUCAGUUGCCGCUAAUAUGUAGUCAAUAAAGAUAUCACAUAUAUUUAACCAAAAAUAUAUCUUUGUUGAUUACGUUUUAGCGACUACUGAUGCAAUAUUACAGUUUUCAGUAGACUGUAACUUAAAAAGUAGAUUUAUCAUUUUGUAAUAACUCUAUAGGAACCAAGUACUGACUUGCAGCUGAAUUAGCAAGUCGGCUGACUAAUUUGUAGGCUGCCCAUUAUUUCAAUGUGGACACAGGGAUCUAUUCACUAGACUAGCAUUACGGUGGGAAGAUAGACUUCUGACUCGCUUAACACUAGUCUCAAAUAGCAAACAGAACAAUUCCAACUAAUCUGGCAGUCUGAAGUUGGUUUGCUGCUUCGUUUUCCAUUUUUUGUUCAAUGAGUAAGCAACAUAAUACACUGAUGGAAAGCUUAUAAACAUGGGAGGUAUUAAAUGCCCAUAAAUGUUAUCCACCAAAGAAUCACCCCACACUUGGUAAAAAGAAGAAAAACUACCACAAGAAGAGGACAUAGUCUUAAAUUAGAGGGACAUAGGUUUAAAAAUAAUAUCAGGAAGUAUUACUUUACUGAGAGGGUAGUGGAUGCAUGGAAUAGCCUUCCAGCUGAAGUGGCAGAGGUUAACACAGUAAAGGAGUUUAAGCAUGCGUGGGAUAGGCAUAAGGCUAUCCUAACUAUAAGAUAAGGCUAGGGACUAAUGAAAGUAUUUAGAAAAUUGGGCAGACUAGAUGGGCCGAAUGGUUCUUAUGUGCCGUCACAUUCUAUGUUUCUAAGUGAAAUGACAGCAGCCCUUUAUAAAUUGACAGUCUUCCCUUGUUGUUAAUUUUUAGCUUAAACUGCCUCUGCAGCCAAUCUACAGCUUUUCAGAAUAGGAGUUUGUGUAGCAUUGGGAAUUCGUUGUAUUUGUAAGCAGUGCAGCCCAGGGGCAAAGUAUGGCAAAAUAAAACAAUACAUUCUGUGAGUAAAGUCACAUUGUGCCUCAACAAUUUAGUCAAACAAAAAAACAGUGUUUUAAGAAAAGUAUCUUCAUGUCCUGGUACCUCUAAAUCAUUGUUAAAAAAAUAAACUAAAAUAAAACAUGAACUUACCUCUGUUCCACUACCAGAUUCUUCCUUCAGCCAAACCCUCCUCUGCUGACAUAACUCCCCGUAGCUCCCGGGGAGGGAUGUAGUUGAAGGAUUGGCUAAGUAGAGGAUUUUGGACAUGUCACCAGCAUGCUGUACGUGCUGGCAACCAAUGUUCAAUAUGCACAGAAUUGAUAUUAACCAGCCCAUUUUUGAUAGUGAAAUGUUGUGGACUCCAGUCACCACGACCACUUCACAUCACUGAAAUGGUCUCAGUGCUUGGAGUAGCCCUUUCUAAAUGUAAUGCAGUGCCUAAUCAGUGCUGUGUCGGCCCUACAUUUAGUGAAGUGCUGGGUCAUAUAUCUCUUGGGCUCUUCAAAAAAAUCUUUCAGAUGCUUAUAUUACCCCAUUAACUCAGCCCCUCUUCCAGUGGCACAGCAUUAGGGGCCUCAGAGGUCGCGCGUGAGACUUAAGGCGCCCCAUGAGGCAUAUACAAAGGCCUCCCUGCGUGUGAGAAGGGAACGCUUAAUAUUUUAUGCUCUGGCAGCAAAGCUCCCUCAGACACCCUACAGUGAUGUUGGGAGCUGGAGGCACUGGCAUCACUAAAGGGAGUGCUUGGGAGCAAUGCUGGAAGAACACGAAGAAUAGAGCAGCCACAGUAGAACCCAGGGAGAGGAUGCACUCCAGUUCUCCCAAAGGUAGGCUGAGUGGGCCUCAAAAAAAACCCAAAACUAUAAAUUAAAUUAAUUUGUGAGUGUGUGAAAAUAUUAAUGUACAGUACAAAUGUACCAUACCAGUGUGAACAUGUUUGUCAGUGAGUGUGUGUCAGUAUCAGUAUUAAAUGUGUAUUAUAUUAAAGUGUACAUUAAAUAAGUACCGGUAUAUAUUAAAGAGUUUAAAUUCCAUCUAUAAAUCCAUCUGUCAGUUAAAUCCUCAACAUUAUACCUGUGCGGCACCCAUGGUCUAAUGCCGGAAAUUGAAUGACUGGUGGUUCUCUUGCUCCCUGUUUCUGUGCUACUCCCCCAGCAUGCAGGAAACCCCAUAUACAAUCACACUCUGCCAGUCCAUACAAUUGCACUGAUACUCUGUCAGCUCCACACACACAUAUCACACUCAGCCAACCAACACAAUCACAAUCAGCCAGCUUCACACAAUCACACUCUGCUAACUCUAUACAUACCUAUCACACUCAGCCAACCAAAACAAUUACAAUAAGGCAAGCAGCACACAGAAUUCCACUCAGCCACCACACACAUCCCACUCAGCCAUCACACAUACCCACUAAGGUGUUUAACUUAGGGUGGAGCAAGACUGGGGGGGAGAAAAUGGACACCCUCAUUUAUAAUGGGGGUGGGGUGCUGGUAAAUGGCAUGUCCCCGCCCCCUCUAUACUUAUUUGGAGCCCCAACACGUUGCCCAUGGGUGAAGGCAUAGGGGGACACUAGGUCCCCCGUAAUCAAUAUUAGAGACACCCAUAUGAUGCCCAUAGGUUUAUAAACACUUGUUGGCCAUGGGAUUUAUGUAGAGUCCCAUCGUAAGGGCAUGGAAGAGACACUAUGCCACUGGCUGCUCACUGUUAAGCAGACACACUCAGACUCGCUUCACAGCAAGUGGGGCCAUGGGGGAAGUCUAAAAGUUUUACACUUCCCCCGUGGUCCAGCUCACCAUACCGCGGGUUGGGGCAUAUCUUCUAAACAGCUGGCAGCUGCUCGCUGUAAUUACUGAACGUCCAAAUGGUAUUUGAUAUGUAAACUAUUAAGUCAUUUUGUCAUUUGGGCAAUGGCAGCUCUGAAAUUUUCAGUCUUCUCUCGUGUAAUGUAGACCCCUCUGACAAUAGGGUUUUACAGAAUUGUUAUUUGCAAUUUCACAGUUAAAGAAUGGGCCACUGCACUAAUUCAAAAUUGUUGUAUGGUCAUCAGGCAAACUUGUCAAACAGUUUAAAGAACCACUGAUCUAGACUUGACAUACAAAUAAUGAUAUGGACUAUUUUUUUUGGUGUAGAGCAGUGUAGUAAGUCACUUACCCACAAGGAAUUUAAACGCAGGUUCUGCCUCGGAACCUAGAAUUUUAAUUUUGCUAAAAAUCGGGAAAGUUACUCCAUAGUUCCCUUUGGCAAACAUUUCUAUUUCCUGGUUAUCUUCUGGUUCUGACUCUCCAAACUGAUUGCAAGGGAAAGCUAGGACACUGAAGUGGAAUGGUCCAAACUCUCUGUGCAGUUCCUGCAGUUCUUUGUAGUUUGCAUCUGUGUACUUGCAGGAGCUAGCCACGUUUACAACCAGAGAUGCCUGCAGGGACAAGAGUGGAAACAGAUUUAAAUGCAAAAAAACCCACUGUAUUCCUUUUCUCCUCUCAUUUAAAACAACAUCUUUUAUUUGUAUUCUCCUUCUGUUGUUUUUUACACCGUAAAUCCAUCAAGGCCCAGAGAGCCCAAAUUAUGUUGAAAUAAGACACCAUCUGGCAAUCAAGGAGUUAAAGAUGACAUUGCCAUAUAAGACUUAGGGUGUCUUCCUCAGUGGUGUUUGUAGGAAUACAUGCCAUGCUGGCACUCAAAGGGUUAAUUACAAACAAUGUUUCGAAAACCUCUUAAAUAGCAACUCAUGGGUUAAAACCCAGAAUGUUCGAGUUGUGUAUAGAACUCCAAACAACGAUUAUAUAUGAGUUGGCAGCAAUGAUGGAUUACCAACGCAAUUAUAACUUGAGGAAUAAUAAAUCAAAUACAUUACAAAUUAUACGGCAAUUGGCAACAAUAUAAAAUAGAUAGUUCAUAUAUUAGAAACAUGUACUAUAAACACACAAUUAUUAAUUUACAUCACAUGAAACACAUGAUUAACACAUCUGGACCACAGAGCUUGCAAUCGAAAUGUAAUAAAUUCUUAAAUUACCUACAAGCCAGGUUAAAAGAUCCGGGCUGUAACAUGCAGACACUAGAAUCACUUACCUUGCCUCUGUAUUUACUCAAAGGAACUGUCCUCCCCUUGGAAUCUUUAAUUUCAAAAGAAUAAAAAUCUUUUGUCUUUGGCUUCACAAACUUUAACUGAAGAAGACAUAGAAUUGCUGUACAGAAAACCAUAGAGAAGAAUACAAUGAAUACUUUUGCUUUUGGGGAAGAGCACUUUAAGGGGUAUGGUGGGAGAGUCUCCAUUUUGGAUAUUUUGCUGGGAGGUUUUAGCAAGUCCCAGGAAUGUUAGUUGGGAGGAGCAGAGAGGCCGUAACUCUAAACCAUCUGAGUCAGCCCAAGGGCUGAAGGAGGAACGGAAUCACAAUUGUGUCUGUUUCUGAAGAGGAGGAUCCAGUAUCAUCGUCUUUUGUUUGUUAAGCACCAACAUAUUCUGUAGCGCUGCACUAUUUAUUUAUUAUAAAAUAUUUUACCAGGAAAGAUACAUUGAGAUUUCUCUCGUUUUCAAGUAUGUCCUGAUUGCAGUGUUGUGUAACUGACAAAUACACUACAUAUCACAUUUAUACAUGACCCUGCCUGUGAGAUUACAACACAGUUUGCACACCUUGAUUUGUCUUCCCUUCAGGAUUUCUUGCAGCAAUAUUAAAGCUGUCCUGACAGUUGACAUUCCAAUAUUCUCCAAGAACCUACAAUGGUUAAUCAUCAAGUGUAAAUUGUUGGAACUUUCAAACCAAAUGCAAACUGAAUUUCAAAAUUUAGGCAACAAUAACUGAAAUAAAAACUUCAGUGUCAACUAUGUUUUUAGUUUAACUAUUUUGCUCUAUAUAUUCAAAGCCACUUUUAAUUCACCUUAAAUUCCCAACAAUUCACACCCUGGGUGAAUAAGCCCUGUGACAAACCAAAUUGCAAAAUGUAGGCAAAAUAGCUAAGACGUGUUUUCAAAUCACCACUUAUGAAUACAUUUAGAAUUUUGAGUUACUAUUUGUUACAAUUAGAUUUUUAAUGGUUAAACCUUCGGCACUGCAGAUGUUUUGCACUACACCUCCCCUGAUGCUUGCCUGUAAGAGCAUUAUGGGAGAUGUAGUCUACAACAUCUGGAGUGCCGAAGGAUGCCUAUCCCUGCAAGGGGUUUAUAAACUGCUAUAGUCUUCUUUAAGAGCCUUUUAUUUUCUUGACACAAGCAAUGUUAUUAUUUUAAAGGGUUACUCAGACCACCAUGACCAUUGCUGCGUUUAGAAGUGGUUAUGGUGGAAGGAAUCUGCUUGUGCAGCAUUUCUGCUUUAAACGCAACACAAUUAGAGAUUCUGAUAUUCUUGAGAGAAGUGAGACUUAUGGAAAAAUAAGUGAGACUUACCUGACAGAGCACUCUGAUUGGCUAUCUUACAAGCCAACCAAGCAGAACGUUCUUUCUGAUAUUGCACAGUGUGGGAAUUGUUCUUCUGAUAAGGACUUUCUCGACUAUGAGAGCUCAGUCUGCUUUGAGAUGGAUUGAUUUUUUGUAUUGUAUUUAUUUAUUUUUUUAUUUUUAUUUUGCAUCAGUUAAUAUGGAUUUUAAUUUGUCCUUUUUUAGGGGCUGAAUAAAAGUAGAGUUAGGAGAAAGAAGUAUAAUUUUUGUGGCAAUUAUAAAACAAAUACUUUAAAUCAAUCUGGAUACAUUGUAACAUGAUGUUUGGUAACAGUGUCCUCCUCCAACCUAUGUAAACUACCCUACUGCCUGCAGCAACAUACUGCAUGUUGCACUCUGUGAGCUUUUAGAUUAAAUGGAGACAAAAUUACCUCUAAAUGGUUUUACAAUAACUUUUUGUUUAUUAGGCUGUCUACUUCAUAGUUUUGUAGUUGCUAAUUUUGCUACCACGUUGACACUAUUUAGUAGUUAAUUCCCUAAUAUUUAAAUGUUGUGUCUCUUUUUUUGUCUGUUCAUUUGUGUAUGAUACUGAGUGUAUGGGUAAUUAUUACCUUUUUAUUUGAUCUUUUUUUGAUCUAGUAAAAGUUAAGUUUUAAGCUAUUAGUAUCCUGUUUAGAUUGAGGUAUAACCUACUUCCACUAGACUACCUUUUGGCACAAUAACACUCUAAAUCCUCCUAUAAUUUCUCUCUUUUUCCUUAUAAAUUAAAAUAUAGGGGUUACCCCUCACCUAGGAGGAUUUAUCUAUAUUUACUCACUCUUCUUUUUGUCUUUUUUGUUUUCUUUCUGGUAUAACAGCUGUUUGGUAUUUGUACUAGCCAUGUCCACUAGAGGGCACAAUAUCAUUGUUAGUAUUGAGCCAAACUCAAGCUCUAAACAUUAUUAACCCCUUAAGGACGACGGGCAUACUAUGCCAUCCUUGAAAGGGUGGCCCUAAACACCGGAGGGUGGCAUAGUACGCCCAGCCUUCCUCCCGCCGUACCGGUCCCCCGGACUUACCUGGACCGGCGAUAAAUAUAUAUGUAUACACAUCUUCUACAUAUAUAUUUAACUAUUAAUUUAAAUAAUUAUUUGAUCUUAUUAAUUAUAAUUUGAGGGCCCUGCCUGACAACGCAGGCAGACAGUCCAGAUAAUUUAAUUGGCUAGCCCUAUAUUUAAACCUGUAACUUUCCAAAACACCAUAAAACCUGUACAUUGGGGGCAUUUCUGAAUACAAAUAUGUGUAUUUUAUUUCAGUAAAAUCUAACAGCAUUAUGACAUUCACAGUUAAAAUGUCAUGCAGAACUUUAAAAAUAAUAAAAUUUCUUAAUUUCUCAUACUUUAGAUUUUAUUCAUAUUAAAUUAUGUAUCAUAUAUAAAUAUUUGAUAUGAAAUGGAAGCCCUGUUUUUCUCCUAACAAAAUUAUAUAUAAUAAGUGUGGGUGUACUAAAUAUGAAAGAGGUGAAUUACAGUUGAACCACAUAUAGGGCAAAUUCCAGGUUUUGUUUAUGUUUUGUUUUGAUCACAACUUGUACAAUUGCAUUGGCUCAGUCUUUAAGGGGUUAAAAGGACUAAACAAUACUUAAGGGACACUUCAAACCCUACACUGAACAAUUCUGUAUUAAAAUUUAUACAUAAAUGUCUGACUUAUAUGAAAGUUGCUUUUUUUUCUCCAAAAUUGGAUAUAGUUUUAAGCGGGCAAAACAUCCACUAUCUGCAAUGAGCUCAUCAUGGUAAACAAAUUAUCAAAUUGUAUCUGGCUUUAAAAAUAAAAUUUGGACCAUCUUUGACCAACUCCAUACCCACCUUUUCAUGUUGAUUGGCUGCCCUGUCCAAUAUUGAAUAGGUUAAGCAAAUCCACAAUAUUUUCCUGUACUUGUAACUCUUUUGUCUGAUGUGCAGCAGAUGAAGACUUCUGCCCUGCACUAUUUAGAAUUCACAUACUUAGUGGAUUAAAUAAAUUCUUAAGAAUUUGCUUAGAUUUUUUCAGUGUCCUAAACUGUAGGCCAGCACUUUUCAUAUGUCACCCAUCACUGUGAAGAAUUAAUAUUAAUCCGGGAAAACACAGUGGCAAUUGUAUUUUAAAUGAUGUAACUAAAAAAGCUGAGCUUUAAGAAGAAAAGGUUUACUGACUAAAAUAUGCAAUAUUGAAAAUAAAUAUUGUAAUCCUUAAAUAAUGCUGCAAAGUGCAAACUAAAAAAACAUAAACAGAGCCAAAGAGAGUUAAUAUAUACUAACUUUAUGUGUAAAAUUAGUAGAAUUAGCAGAAUAGUUCAGACCACUUCAGAUAAUUGAAGAAAAGUUCAGUGUUUUGAAGUGGUCAUGGUGGAAGGACCCUAUAUGAUCAGUGUUUCAAAUCAUCAUCAUUACAUAUUCAAUAUCGCUGCUGGAGGUGUAACUCCGCCUCUGGCAGCGUUAUUAGCCUGCCCAAAACAAAAUUUGCAGUCUGGCUAAUGUCAGUUCUGUGCAUAUUCUUAGCACAGACUUCCAUUCAUUGGCUGAGAUGCUUAGCUGGCUCGGCCAAUGAAUGAAUGUCAGGAUUGGAAUCUGGCUUCGGCAGCUCAGUAGAAGUCAGAUGCUGCUCAGCUGACAUUGAGGUAGACUUAGCUACUUCAGGGACACAAUGUAAGAGGCAAACCGUUAGUAUUUUUUUUUUAUGAUCUUAAUAAUUUUUUGCAAAAAAGUCUUGCAUUUUUUAUUAAAUUCAUGACCCAGCUUUAUAUUGACCCUGGCUUUAUUUUUUCAAGUUCGAGUAAGUAUUAACACUCAAGUUUGUACUUAGACUCACAUCAGGGACAGAGUCAGGGAUUUGUGCUGUUUAUCCCAAAAAUAUCCCCGCUUGUUAUUAUUAUUAUUAUUAUUAUUUUUAAUAUUAUUAAUAUGAGUAAUAAUAUAGCUACGGCAGGCAUUUUUAUGAAAAUAACUCAGGUAAUAACUCAUUGUUUAAUGACUCACAUGUUACAUAUUUACUUUAGCACAAAGUACCACCUUCGUGAUACAAUACAGUACAGAGAGACUCUGAUCAAUGUUGAUAUAUAUUUGUUGCUAUCCACUUUAUCUCAAAAUCAUAUUUAAAAUAUGAAUCAUCUACUUCCUAUAGACUCCAGACAUUGGAAGAAUCACAUAUUCCAGAUUCAAAAAAAGCAUCAUGAGAAGGCGUGCAAGACAAGAUGAAGUUUCUAGUAGUCCUAUCUCCACUAGACAGCGCCAUAAUCAUGAACCAGAUUUGGAAAGUACACCUCUUGACCAAUCAAUCCAUCUCUCUACUUCAUCUUUUGGUGAUCAGUGGCAAACUCCAGAGAAGAAGAUUCUACUCCCAUGUACGUAUUUAGAGGCACAUUUAGAGGAUGGCAACACACAUCCUCUGUGUGGAAUUAUAUUAAUUAAACAGUGUCCAGCCUGUGACUGCUCACAGUAACUGCAAACUUCCCAUCAGUGGCGGAUCCAGGGGGGGCAACAGGGCAAUUUCCCCCCCCGCGAUUCUCCCCUGCCGGCUAAUGCAGGGCUGACAUUGUCCAAGUGCCAGCCCUGCAAUGUGCCUGAGGACCGGGGAGGGAGAUCAGCGAUCUCCCUCCCCAGUCCGCAGGCACUAUGCUGACAGCCGGUAGGGAAGGGAGAGGGAGAGAGAGAGGACCCGGGAGCUCAGCCUGCAGCUCCUCCGGGUCCUACACUCGCGAGCACGGAGCGUUGCCGCGGUUACCACGGCACCGCUCCAAAUCUCGCGAGAGUGAACUCUAGCCCUGGAGCCCGGGCUAGAGUUCACUCUCACCACUACUGGGACCACCAGUAAAGGUAAGAAGGGAGGGGGGACAUAAAGUAUAUUUAUUUUAUUAAAUAAAAAUUUUUUAUUAAAAAGCCUACUUACCCUCCUUCCCCCCAUACACACACUGCCCCCCAUACACACACUACACACACUGCCCCACAAACACUGCCUCCAUACACACACUGCACACCCAUAAACACACUGCCCCACAAACACUGCCCCCCAUACACACACUGCCCCACAAACACUGCCCCCCAUACACACACUGCACACCCAUACACACACUGCCCCGCAUACACACACUGCACACCCAUACACACACUGCACACCCAUACACACACUGCCCCCAUACACACACUGCCCCACAAACACAGCCCCCCAUACACACACUGCACACCCAUACACACACUGCCCCACAAACACUGCCCCCAUACACACUGACACACUGCCCCCAUACACACACUGCACACCCAUACACACACUGCCCCCAAACACUGCCCCCAUACACAGCCUCAAGCACACACACUGCAACUCUCAUACACACUGCACCGCUCACACACACACACACACACACUGCAGCUCUCUCACACACACACUGCCCCACACAUACACUGCCGCCCUUACGCACUCACACACACACUUCACCGCACACACACUUUACCUCUAACACAUACCACUGCUCCUAUGUCCUAUAUCCCAGCAGACCCCAGGUAAGUUGUCAAAUUGUUCAUAAACUGUUUGACUACUUACUCUGGGAUGGGAUCCUGGCACCAUAACUACUACACUGAGCUGUAGUGGUUAUUGUGCCUGGAUUAUUUCUUUAAAUAAUCUACAAGUGCCCCUCCUGAGAUCAGUCUCUGGAUCCGCCACUGCUUCCCAUAGGGAUGUGGUGUACAAAUAAUAGAGAAGGGCAACUGCUUUUCACCUGUGCUCUUAUCUGUGGGCAUUGGGUGGGAGCUUUGAAUAAAAUAAUGGGGUAUUAAUAAAUAAGUAGCCCCCACCCACUGACAUUAAACAUGAAGUGGAAACCUAGUGUCCCCUUGAGCCCACUCAUAGGUGGCAGGUGGGGCUUAUUCAUCUCAUAUUGAUUGUUGGGGGCUACUUAAUAAUCAAUGAGUGGGUGAAAAUGCUACUGUCUACCCAUGUACUUCGGGUGGGCGGUUAUAAUAACGGAGGGUGGACAUGAAUUGCUCACGUCAUCAGGUUAGGGCUCGUAGGCGUGCGCAGCCUAUUGCAUUAGGGUGUGCACCCUAAAGCACAAACACACGCCGCGUGUAUAUGUAUAUAUGUAUGUACACACAUACACUGCUAUGUGUGUGUGUGUGCUGUUAGCGUGCUGUGUGAGGGUGGUGUGAGGGUGCUGUGUGAGGGGGCUGGUAGUGUGCUAUGUGUGUGUGAGGUUGUUUGUGUGUGUGUGUGUGUGUUUGUUAGAGUCCUGUUAGUGUGCUGUGUGAGGGUGCUGUUUGUGUGAUGUGUGUGUGUGAGGGUGCUGUUUGUGUGCUGAGUGUGGGUGUUGUGUGUUUGCUGCUGCCAUCCCUGGUGGUCCAGUGGAGAGUGAACUCUAACCUGCGGGGCUAGAGUUCAGUCUCGUGAGAGGAAUCCGGUGGAGCUGCUGGCUAGAGCUCCCCGGGUCCUCUCUUGCCUGCCUCCCUGCAUGUGGGUCGGUGAGGGAGAUCUUUGAUUUCCCCACUGGCCCAUGGAGGCUUAUAGCAGAGACGGUGCUCGGAUGAGCCGACAGGGUAUAUCCUGAGAUCUCUCCUGCCGGUCCAGGGCACACCCGGCACACCCCAUGCGCAAGCCUAUGUUAGGGCCAAUCUCCCACUUCCAGUGGAUAGGGAUCCCGAAGCCAAUGGCCACCACCUCAAUAAAACUUUGCUUUAUCUACCCUUCUCACCCUAAUAAUAGUGAGGGGGCAAUAAAUCAAAUAUCUGUAAGAGAAAAAAAGUUAUACUUACCUUCCAAAGUCUUCUUUCUUCUGAAGUUUUCUUUUGCUCAGCGCCAUAAAGGAAAAAGAAAUACAUUAUAUCUCAAUGCUACUACUGAAAAUAGAAAAAAAAGACUAAAUCACAAAAAUUCAGAGAAAAACCCCCACAACGCAAUAGCAAUAGAUCCAUGUGGGCUGUGCGAGGAUCUAUAAGGCAGCAACUUAUAGUUUGAAAUUAGUAGAAGGCUCUGAUUGGUUGGUUUGUAUGUUAAUAGUACUUCAAAUUAUCGUUCAUCUGCAAAAAUCAACUGAUCGAUAACCUGUUCAUUAUUAAUCAGAUCUGAAAAUAUAUAAAACCCUAUUGGUAUAUUUUUUUUCUUUGCCCAACACUCCAUGGAUACCUUGUUUAUCAUUGUAAAUUAGCAUAAUGGAUGUUUCUAGAUACAGAUACUGUAUGCCAACCUUUCACAGUGCCUUCAAAUUCUAAAUAUUAAGGGUCAAAUGUCUCCGGACAGUUGCCUCCUCCUCCAAUAAACUAUGUAUCCUCAUGUGACUGGCAUGUAGCCAGCGCUGAAUUUACCGCAAGGGUGACAAGGCACGUGCUUUGGGCGGCACUUUCCAGGGGUGCAGCAAAAACGCCUGCCCCAAACGCGCCGGCAGCUAACAGGUGCCUUAUUAGCCUUGCAUCGAGGGCCCUCCCUCAGGCGGGCAGCUGUGCAUAUUGUGGAUGGGCGGCAAGGGAGCCCUACCUCUGUGCUCUAAUUGCUCUGCUCCCUUGUGCUGCGGUGAUACGGUAGCCAGAAUAUGAUGGCAAUCUGGCACCGGCAUCACUAAAUGUCGAGCUAGGGAACAGAGCAAAAAUAUUAGAGCAACCCCACACUGGACUCCAGGGACAUGAUCCACACUGGACCCCAGGUAAGGAAUCCACUCCAGCUCUCCCAAAGGUAGGCAUGGUGGGUGGACUUAAAUUAAAAUAAAAAAAAAGUAAACGUAUGAGAAAAACUGUGUGAGUUUGUCAGUAUCCAUGUGUGCAUGUCUGUCAGUGAAUGUGUGUCUGUCUGUAAAUGGUGUGUUUCUGUCAGUAAAUGUGCAUGUCUGUCAGUGAAUGUGUGUGUCUGUCAGUUAAUGUAUCUGUGAGUGAAUGUUUGUGUGUGUGUGUGUGUGUGUGUGUGUCUGUGAGGGAAUGUGUGUGUGUUUGUCAGAGUGAGUCAAAUCAGUAAAUUUGUGUAACUGUCAGUGAAUAUGUGUGUGUCUGUCAGUGGUGUGUGUAUGUCAGUGUAUGUGUAUCUGAGAGUGUGUGCCUGUCGGUGAGUGCAUGUCAGUGUAUGUGUAUCUGAGAGUGUGUGCCUUUCAGUGAGUGGGUAUGUCAGUGUGUGUCUGUCAGUGUAAGUGUGUGUUGGUUAAACAGUGUGUGCCAAUGACUGUGUGUCUGUCAGUGAGUGUGUCAGUGAGGGUGUAUGUCUGUUGGUCUUAAAUGGGAAGAAGUUUGGCUUUGGCAAUAAGGAGUGGAGCAAAUUUACAUUAGGGAUGCCCGUGUUUAGUCAUGCCUGGGGCAGGACAAAACCAAAAUACACCACUGCAUGUAGUUACAGAUAAGUUACACAUGUACCCUCUCGGUGUCCAUACACAACAUAUAAUACAAUUUAUAUACAUUUACUGAAACAGUUGGAAUUGUUCCCUAUGCAUUCUAAGUUCAUAAUUAUAAUUUUUGUCUACAUUUCAGAUUUGCUAGAAGUCUCUAAUUUGGGGAGUCCUGAUCAUAAAUCAGCUAGAAUAGAAGACUCAACUACAAGGAAUCUCAAACAGAAACCUACAAGGAAAUUACAGAACAAGAUGAAAUUUCUCCUUCACCAGGUAUGUCUAACAGCUAAUGGAAAUUAAAGAUAUAUUUUCCUUGCUAAAAGCUAAUCCGUACAUGGAUCCCAUACUUCACCUGGUAAGGCAGAUGGCACCUGUACCUAACGGUUGAGGACUGUGAGAAUACAAAAUAGGUACUGGUAUUUCUUGUGCAGAGGUAAAUUGCCAGGAAUUUAAUAUCUGAUCAAGUGCAGUCAUAAUGGUACAAACAACAAUAAGAGGUAUGGCUACUUGGCACUUGAGUCAGGAAUUUAUGAGAUAAAGCAUUUCUGAGGGGGUACAUCUAAAAAGGGAGUGGACUGGUGGCCAAGACAUUUUACCCUUAUAGCUGGUAAAUUGCAUCCAUUAUAAGUUUAGGAAUCUCUUAUGCAUUUUAAAAUAAAUUCAAAAAGAGUCGAAAAUAAAUAACAAUAUUCUUGACAAAUCAAUGUUAUAUUUACCUGAACAAGCUAUAGAGAACUUACCUAUAAUUUCAUGUUAAUGAUAUAACUAUUUUUCAGUUCAAAUCUUGGUAUUGCAUUCCAAUUUAAACCCUUAAGGACAAAAGCAUUGUACAAGUUCUGAACAAAAUAAAACCAACAAUUUGAGCUAUAUGUCUCUUCAAGUCUCUUGAGUCUUUUUGGAAUCCGUUCUUAUAGCACAAACAACACUUUCUCUGGGGUGACUUUUACAGUUUGUGGAGGGGAAUCAGGAAGUAAAGUGCUUGCCACAAAGUCUUUGGACAUCCUCUGAUUCCAAAGAGGGAGGAUUGGGGGACUGUGUAAAUAAAAUAUCGGACAAAAGUUUCAACAUAAAAUCAAGUAAUGACUUACCUAUUUCUGCUUUUAUAUACAGCAAAUAGGAAUUGAAAGAGUUCUGGAAGAAUGCAAGCAUGUCUCCUAUAACCGUCAGGACACUAGUAUACAGAUUUGUGCCCAGGACACUUGUACUUGGAGAGGUAUAACUAAAUCUAUAUUUUUAGCACAAGUGCGAAAAUGUUUUUUUUUAGAAAGGAGAGUUUAAAAAAAAAAGAAAAAGUACUUGAAUGUAUCUUUUUAUUUCUACUUUAUGCAUGUUAAUACAUAUUUUAUUUACAUUUUAUGAAUUUCCACAUUUCUAUCGAUGCAGCGCCUACCAGUGUGGGAGUUGCUUAAAUUGAAGUAAAAAGGGUAAAUGUGCAUAACAAAUAAAAACAAUAGGUGCAUGUGGCUAUGCCGGAGAACCAAGUGUCGUGGAUAAAACCCACCACCGCCCACCAUGAAUGUUUGGAUCGCCCAUUAGUGGGUGGUAGAAUCCUUAUGCUUACGCAGCCUAAUUUUAAAAGCCCCUUCCCGCACAAUAACAUAAAAUAACAUAGAAUAAAAUAAUAAACACAUAAUGAAUUGAAAAGCAAACAGUACCACCACUCCCCCCCCCAAAAAAAAUAAAGGAAAUACCUUAACAUUAAGUUCUCUGUACUAACUAGUCCAAAAGUAGUAUACAGAAUGAAUUGAAUAGUGUAAUGUGAUAGAAUAGCCAGAAGAUGGCAAUGUAGCUCCUUACCAGAGAGACACAGUCAGCAAUUGGUCCAGGAAAUGAAAACUGUGUGCAAAACAGGUUCAAAUUUUAUAAAGAAAUAUUUAUUGACAUUAUUAUUAUUUUAUUAUUUAUAUAUCGCCAUCAGAUUCUGUAGCGCUGUACAAUGGGACAUUAAAGGACCACUAUAGUGCCAGGAAAACAUACUCGUUUUCCUGGCACUAUAGUGCCCUGAGGGUGCCCCCACCCUCAGGGACCCCCUCCCGCCCGGCUCUGGAAAAGCGGGAAAAGGGGUUAAAACUUACCUUUUUCCAGCUUCGGGCGGGAGUCGCCUCCUCUCCUCCUCCCAUUCUUCCUCCUGGCUGAAUAUGCGACGCUAAAAGUAUUUUCGCGCUUUAUUCAGCUCGUAUAGGGAAAGCAAUUUUGCACAAGCUUUCUUUAUGGACGCUGUACGCCUUCACCGGGAAACGCGCGAGAAGCAUCGCAAAGCGCCUCUAGUGGCUGGCCAAUGAGACAGCCACUAGAAGGUCAGGGAAGCGUUUAACUCAUUAUUAAACAUAGCAGUUUCCUGAAACUGCUAUGUUUAUUAAAAAAAUGGUUAACCCUAGAGGAUUUGGCAGACCUGCACUUCACUUCAUUGCUUUGAAGUGGUCUGGGUGCCUAGAGUGGUCCUUUAAUUUUAUAUCAACUUUGACUUCUGAGAAAAAUCCUUAGACACAAGAUACUCAGUAUCUAUUUAUUUAUAUUUAUUUCACGCACUACGGUCAUCUGGACAUAUUGCGUUUUGAAUUUAAAGUCUUCAACACUGUCCCUGAGUAUGCUUCACAAUGACAAUCAGUGAUAAUUUGUAAAUGAAGCUGGUAUCAAUGUAAGACUAGAUUAAUUUACACAUUGGCAGUUUUAUGUAUUUUUGUCAAAUAACUUGGCAUCAUUACAGCCAGGAGGGAAAUAAGCAAUGAUCUCUCAUACCGAGAAGCACAAACAGUGAGACUACAUAAUUUUAUGGAUGCUAGACAGGUGAUAGAAUAGAAACUUGUUUUCUAUCUGAAGAAUGGUUUGAUCCUUACAUAUCAUAGUAUUGUUUUAUGACAGUGCUGUCUACACAAGCAUACAGUAGUCUAACUUUGUGUAUUUGUAUUUAUUUAGGAUGUCAUCAAGCCAUGAAGAAAACAUUUUCUGAACAAGAAGUUUUUAUAGAUUCUGUUCGUCAUCAUGAUUGCUUGCAACCAGAAACCAAACUGCAUAUAUCCGGCCUCAACAAUGAUUACUGUAAGUAAUAUAUUUUUAAAUGGGAUGCACAGGAAGGUCUGUGAUUCAUGAGCCCAAGAGACUAAGCAAAAAGCAAUGCAAUCUUCGGGGGUUUACUAAUAGUGCCAAUACAUUUUCAUGCGAUUGAUAGCGUUCAGGCAUUUGGCGGUUCUGGAGUUAUUUUGGGAGUUUUAGGAGUAAAUUUAGGGAAAUAGAACAUUUUUCAAUGCCAUGUUGUGAGAUCAAUGUACGGAAUUUGAAACAAAUGGUUUUACUUCGUUCACUUCAGGCUAUUCGGUAUUUAGUGAUUUAGGGAUUAGGGACAAUUGACUAGUGUCCAAUAGAUCAUUAUAAAUUUAAAAAAAACAAACACAAAAUAGUGAAGAAUGGUUAGAGUAACCCUUUAAUUUGUAUAUAAGUUACAUCUACAUUCUUUUGUUCAUAGAUCUGAAUUUAUUAGAUUGGAAUGUUGACAACCUUGUUGCUAUUGGGUUGAGAUCAACUGCACAUAUCUGGAGUGGUGAAAGCAACACAGUAACACAAACACUGAAUUUACAUACUCCCUCAACAUAUAUUUCAUCAAUAUCAUGGAUACCGGCUGGGUCCAGUCUGGCUAUCGGUACAAGCAAUGGAGAAGUACAGGUAAUUUGUAAAUCACUUUAUGUUGUUAAUGAGGUUUUUGGUGAAUAAUUUUAAAGCUUUCCUUAAGCAAGGAGAGGGCUGGCAACUUUUGACAAGAGGGCCUAGAACAAAUGGAUGGCCGUCUCUUUUUUUUGUGCAGAAAAAUUAAGGAUUUCAAUGCGACGGGUCUUACUCACAGCAAUUCAUAUAGCUUUGAGAAAUGAAGGCUGCUGUAAUUUUAAGAUAUGCCUAGGGCUGGACUGGGAAAAAGAUUUGGCCCGGGCCUUUUUUAAUCACAGCGGCCCACUGAAAAGAGGGCAGGACCAGAUAGGGUGUGUUUUGUCAUCCCCAAUGACAAGCACGCCCCAUCACAAAGUUCAAUGCUCUUCCACGGCAGACAAUGCGCCGAGCUCUGAAGAUGAGCUCUAGCACGAGAAAAGGGCCUGUAUUUGUUCUGCACAGCGCAAGCAAAUGUUAUAACAUGCUUGCACUGUGUUUGCUUGGAACUUGUCUCUGGUGUCUCCAUAAAAAAAAGAGUACUGUGCAUGAGUUUGGAGCCUGCUUAUGGGAUUGCGUGUGUAGAGUGAGCUGACUGUGGUGUGGUUUUGUGUUAAUAGGUUGGUUUCAGUCAUGUUGUGUUUGUGGUGUAAUGUAAUGUAUGUGUGUCUAGGUGCUGUAGAGAGUGUGUGUAUAGAGGGCAUAGUGUGUAUGGGGGAUGUAGCGAGUGUGUGUAUACGGGCUGUAGUAUGUGUGUGUACAAAUUAUGUAGUGUGUGUAGGGGUUGUAGAGAGUGUGUGUUUAGGGAAUGUAGUAUGUAUUUGCUUACAAUCUAGUGUGUGCAUAGGGGAUCCAUAGUGUGUAUGUCAGAAAUGUAGUGUGUGUGUAGGUGGUGCAUUGUGUCUGUAGGGGAUCUAGUGUGUGUUUGAAGGACCCAGAGUGUGUAUAGGAGAUCUAGUGAGUGUGUGUGUAGAGGAUUCAGAGUGUAUAUAGGGAUCUAGUGUGUGUAAUGCUGCUGUGUGUAUGUGUGAGGGGUGUAGUGUGUUUGUGAGGAGUAUAGUGUGUAAGGGGUGCUGUGUGUGAGGAUGCUGUGUGUGUGUGCUGUGUGUGUGUGGGUGCAGUAUGUGAGAGGAUGGUGUUAUAUCCCCCCUCCCUUCUUACCUUUAGCCUGGGAGGGGGGACCGUGAUGCAAUCCCUGGUGUUCCUAGUGGUAAGUGAACUCUAACCUGCGGGGCUGGGGUUCACUCUCGCGAGACUCAGAGUGUUGCCAUGGCAACGCUCCAGAUCUUGCAAGAGGAAACCGGCGGAGAGCUCCUCUGGGUCCUCUCCUGUCUCCCUCCCCAGCCGGCAGCCGCAUGUAACUGCCUGUGGGCCGGUGAGGGAGAUCUUUGCAAGUGCUUAGCGAAUAUGGAAGUUGUAGCUUACAGUGAUAUGGUGUGUGACUGGAAAGAAUGAAGAGAUAACAGGUGAGGGUAAUUGGUGCUUUGUAGGUUGAUUUACAUUUUGCAGACCUCUAGCAGCAUAAUGUUUUUUGUAUUUUCCAUGCCAUUCAUUUCAAACUCCAGCAAGUGUGUGAGCAAAGUACUUAUACCCGGAGAAGUAGGUAGUCCUAGAUUGUAAACUGGUUUGUUGAACAGGGCUUUCUUUACCUCUAGUCUCUAUGUCAAUAUUAUUUUGUAUGUCAAUACAUGUCAAAUAUUCUCAUUCUAUAAUUGUAAAGCACUAUGUAAAGGAUGAUAAUACGAUUAACAAUAAUACCUCCCCUGCUCUAUCUAUGUUUAUACCCCAGUACUGUGCUGCUUUACAGCUAGCAGCUCUAUACUGAAAUGCUGAUUGGUCAUUCUUAUCUCAAUAAAUCAUAUGUUUACUUUAUAGCUAUGGGACAUUGAAACCCAAAAGAGGCUGCGGAAUAUGCAUGGUCAUAUGUCAGUAGUUGGAGCUUUAACCUGGAAUCAGCACAUUCUCAGCAGGUAGGAGGACUAAAAUUGUGUACUUGUUUUAAAAUGGCAAUCUGACAUUUAUCCUGGAUUGAACAAUAUGAAUUUUCCAUUGUAUUUCCAUUUCUAGUUCGGUUUAUAAUAAAACAAAUGCCUUGUAAAAAAUAUGCAAAUAUAUAUGUGGUCUGUAUAUAUAUUUUUUUAAUUGUUUCUUUUUGUUGUUCAAUAAAAUUACAGUCAGACCGGACAUGCCACAAAAGCAAUCUCAGGCAACACAAAGCUUACAUAUCAUGACAUGGAGUACGGUCACACAAGUUUUUAUGAUUAGUAAACAUGUUCUUGCAAGAUAUGUCAGAAAUUAGGUGAAUAUGAGUAGCAGUUAAAUCCGCAGAUGUAAACUGAUAAGUUAGUCAAGAUAAGAUAAAACAACAUUAAUAGCAUGCUUGAAAGUACUAACAGGCUUAAAGAGAGAUAAAACGUGCUGAACUAAGUAACAACCUAAAGUAGUUUUAGUGCCACUGGGUACUGAGAACAGUAUGAGGAGUGAGUAAAGGAAAGGACAGGAAUCCCUGCUUAGGAAAGAGAGGCAGAUGGUUUAUGUUAAGCAGAGUCUGCACUUUCAUUGCCUCAUGGAUUACCCAAUGCCACAGGCAGGCAGCAAUGUAUACCCCAGCUCGACACCGGGCAGGAUAUCAUCCUUCUCCGCCACACUAUCCUGUGGAUAAUAACCAAUCACAGAGAUAAGGCUCUGGAGUCCCCCUGCUACACCUGGCAUGCCAUGCUGAGCAAAGUACUCUGUACGGCAUGGGCUGAGCUUGUAAGGCCGCCGUAUGAGGAUUCUCCGGCGGGGUGUAGUGAAAGGCUUGCUGUGGGUCUGUGUGUGUAGGUGACCCUGUUCUCCUCUCUCCACUCGGCUGCUGUGAUCGCGUGCUGAGUGCAGGAGUUGCUUGUGCCCCCGUCUUGCGUGUAUCUUGGCCUGGGAGCCUCUCUGGGUGUUUGGAUAAUGGUCUGGGCAGGACAGUUGUUGGGCCAUCUGUCCGGAGGAAGAUGGAGGAAUUACAGGAAAGGCAGGGUGGUUUGCACUCGAGUCCAGAAAGCUUGGCAAAUUCGAUGAAAUUUGGCUUCAAAGAUUUUCUGCCGAGUAGGGCCCUGUGUGCUAGUGUAGGUGUGCUGAGACUCCAGUGCGGCAGCCAUCGCAAGUGCACCAGGUGGACUCCAGUUCAGCUGGGUAGUGUUUCACCCCUAUCGAGGUACAAGAGCGUCCAGUGGGGACCGGGAUAUCCCCCAUCAGUCCGCGUGGGGGUAACUUGAGUCCAGAGCUUGGAGACCAUCUGCCUCCCACAACUACGGGACCGCCAGCCUCGGUAGGCCUCAAAAUCAGGCCCAGUACUCUUCCGCCAGGACCCCCGGAUCAGACGUAAUAUGUUGCAGGUUAUGGUGAGGGAGGUCCCCGGUCAAUGUAGGGUCGUUUGCUGCAGGACUAAGUGGGUUAUUUGCUUGUUUUCAGCGUUUUCUAGCCGGAGCUAGUGCAUUACAUGUCCGACCAUCUUGGGUACCAGGCCCCACCCCUAUGUGGUUUGUAUUUUGCACAUUUCAUAAAUAACAUCUUUUGAAAUUAUUUAAACUGACAAUAAAGCAAUUUCCAUUGUGUUAAGGAACAGCACACACAGAAAAAUAAAAUUUUAAAGAAACACUCCAGGCACCAUGACAACUUCAUUGACAUGAAGUUGUUAGGGUGUCAGAAGGUCCCUGGCUCUGGCUUACCUUAAGGCAGUGCUCCUCAACACUCUCCUCAAGGUACACCAAACAGUCCAGGAUUUAGGGAUUACCUCGGUGUGUCUAAGGUGUUUUUUAAAAAACAAAAACACCUUAGACUCUAAAGUGUUCCCCCCUCCCCUUUUUCUAAACACUUUAGACACACCAGGGUAAUCCCUAAAUCCUGGACUGUUAGGUGUGCCUUGAGGAGGGGACUGAGAAGUGCCUUAAAGGGCUAAACUAUUCUCGAAUGAUUUAACCUCACAGUCUUUGUUCCAGUGCCAAAUCUUCCUGCCUCCCUUAAAGUUUAUUCUCAAACUAGUUUUGAAUUGGGAUUCACUGAGUGGUUGAGAACGUCAGUUUCCCGAUUCUGCAAGAGCCUUCUGAUUUUUAGAAAAUGGAAGGGCAGAUUUGGCACUGGAAAAUAGAUUAUGUGGUGAAACCGUUAAAGAAUGGUUUAACCCAUUAAAGUGAACCAGCACCAGGGACCUCCUAGCACCAUAACAACUUAAUUUCAAAACAGUUGUUAUGGUGCCUAAACUAUUGCUUUACAGUUUACAAGGCUACUUAAAAUAAGCAAUUUCAACAAACAAAUACAGGGACUCAGUGACACCAUAUGGCCAUAUCGCGUUAAACCCACAGUACACCAAUAUUAGUGGGUCCUACACUAAUUUAACAUGUGAGACAAAUUAUGGCCAUAUGGUGUAACUGAAUCCCCAUAUUUGUUUGCUGAGAUAGGUGAUUUUAAAUAGCUGUGAGCAUUUUAAAUCUGCGUUUUAUGUGUGCAAUGCUCCUUAAAUUAUAGUCUCCACUAGUGCUGAGUAAUGCAUGUUCCGGGUGUGCUCCCAAUUCUCUGACUUUCAGUGACUGAAAAAAUGUCAGUAAGACAGGUAACGUUAUUAUUCAUAAAGAUCCAACAUUUUCUGCAGCACUGUACACUUGGCCACAAGCUUGCCUUACAGGAACAAGAGGUAAUAAAAGCUCUGAUCAAAUUGGCAUACCAUCCCAAAAAAACACAAGGUGCAAUCGCACACUACAUAAGGUUUUGUUUAAAGUACAAAUGAGUUGCAAGUAUAUUUACGGCAAUCUGCGAGCAGUACUUGACUACAAUAGGGGUAAAUAAACAUGAAUGGGAGACUGAUGCAGGAAGAAAAGUUAAUUUGCUGGAAAAGAGAAUUCCAUAAGAAUUAUACAGUCCUAGAGAAGUCUUGAAAACACGAAUUUGCAGCAAGGGCCAGGAAAACCAAAAGAUUUGUUCAGGUCAGCCAGUGAUGCAUUACAGAGCAAUAACAGCCCACAUUGCAGCCUUGAAGGACACAUGUACAGUUUAACAAGGAUAUUCAUAUGAAGUGGUGUAAAAUGAUUGUGUGUUGUAUUAGCAAACUGUAAAUGCUUUAUUAAUAAAUAAUAAUUACAGUAGUUUACCACACUGCUUGUUUUUUGUUUGUUUUAAUAAUGUAGUGGUUCACGGCUUGGACAUAUACACCAUCACGAUGUUCGAAUGGCAGAGCACCAUGUUGGAACGCUGUAUCACAAACAAAGCAUUUGCAGUCUGAAAUGGUCACCAUCUGAAAAACAUUUAGCUAGUGGUUCAAGUGACGGCCAUCUAAAUAUCUGGUUGUAUGAUCCAGGAACUUCCAAAAGUAAUACUCCGUUACAGAGCAUGCAGCAUUCUACGGCAGUGAAGGUAUUAUAUUCUGUAUUGACAUUAUUUUAUUGUCUGUUACUCAUGUUUUAAUUAGAAAAUGUUUUAUUAUUAAUUAUAAGGUUCUAUUGCCUUUUCAGUGCUGAGCAUUUUUGUCUAGGAAUGAUGGGAUUAAAAACCGUAGUUUAGAUGCUUGUUAGGACUUUAUACCAAAAUGAUCUUGUCCUCCAGGGAGAUAGGACCACCUGGAGGCUAGCAGUACCACCACAUAUGUAAUAGGUUGUUUUAAUAGUAGUUAGUAAAUGCAUUUUUACUGCAAAAUAAUUUCAUGUUCUCUAUAUAAAAUUAAUUUCCUCCUGAUUAUAUGUAUUUGAUAAUAUUGUUAUUCGAACCAUUAGUAUUAGCAGAGGUUCAAUCUUUACUUCAACAUUAUCUUGUUGAUCUUUAGGCAAUGAACUGGUGUCCGUGGCUAUCAGAAACGCUCGGUGUGGGAGGAGGAAUGACAGAUGGACACAUCCGAAUUUGGGAUACAAACACUGGGAAAAACAUCCAUUCAGCAAACACACAUUCUCAGGUGAAUUGCAUGAUCUUUAGGAAGAAUUCAUGCAUAAAAUAAUGAUAGAACAUAAAUAUAGAAGUGACAUGAAAUUGCAAGUAUUUUACUUUUAGAAUUCUAACACAAGGGACAUUGUUCUUGAUUGUACAGUAGUACAGUAUAUUAUCUGCAAGACGCAUUCAAACAUUAUUGACUGGUUUUGUCUGAUAUUUUUAUUGAAUUUCGAUUGGAUUUGAUGCCAGCCAAAAUUUUAGCAGCUGAACUUGAUAAAUGGGUCAGCUAUCUGAGCAAAAUCCUGUGCUAAAUGUGCUUUAGAAAAACAAUUGUUGGCCUUUUUUAAUGGCUAACCCCUUUAGUCAUUAAAAUAAAUAAAAGCUGAUUAAUACAAGGGAUGUUAUACACCUUCCCCAUGCCAUCACACACCAUGCUGCGAAUAAGGGUGUGUCCGCUAAACAGCAAGCAGCCACUGGCUACUCAUUGUAAUAAAAGAAUAGCAACUGGUCAGUUAUUGCUGAAAAUUCCCAUUCAAGUCUGGAGCGAAAUUAGACUUACCUGUCAGAGAGCUCUGAUGAAUUGGCCAAAUUAGCUAGAAAGAAUAUUCAAUAAAUUACUUUUUAUAGGAUGGCACUGAUGAUUGCAGGUUGAAGUAGGGAAGACAGAUAUUGAAGAUAUGUGUUAGGGAUAAGACCACACUUAGAGAGAGAAAUGACAAGCAUAGUAAAAACAAGUUUUACAUAACAGUAACAUUGCAUUAAUAUAAGCUGCAAUUUUUUAAUAAUAUAUUAUGCUAGUAUGCUAAUGAAAGUGGGAAAAUCUGUGAGACAUUGUAAGUUAUAGAUCACAAUAGUUUUGAAAUGAUCUGUCAGAGGAUAUAGCAUAAGCUCAGUUAGCCUAGAUAUUAACCACUGAAACUAGCACCUCUUCGAAGCUGCACUGGGCAAAAUGGUAGCUUUAAGGGUGAGUAAGAUUAAGAUAAUAAUAAUCAAACAUCUAUAAUGUAUAGCACUUGACAAAUCAAACGACAAUUCGUAGUACUGUUAGAAAGGGGAUUAUGUCCUAGUGCCUGGAUCAGCCGAUCCCUCUGAGCGGCAAGACAGGAGUGAGUCCAAAAGAGUUCAUGUGGGCAACCGCUGCACCUUGUGGGGUCAGAUCUCCCAUCCAGCCCCGAGCCUUCCUGAAGGCCAGCAUCCACGGUCCAGACUUGGUGUAUCCUUCAGCCAGAAGGCUUGGAAAAUCUUGUCUAGACGGGUAUCUAUUGAGUCACAGUACAGCUGCCGGGGUGGGCUCAUGCCCUGCAUGUCACCAGGAGACGUGUCCGCUAUUGUGAAGGGUCGGAGAAUACUUGAUGCGGUAGCUGAAAUGCACCAGUCGGACAGUAAGUGCAGCAAUUGUGCCUUGAGGCUGUUCAGUGGGGAUCAGGAUAACCUCCACCGGUCCGUAGGGUAUGGUAGGAGCACUGUGGGACUGAGUGUGGAGAAGAUAGCGAGGAGAUCGGCCGCCUCUCCUCUGCCCUGUCUCCAGUAGGCCUCAACUAGAUUUCUCAGGUUCCCGGCAGAAUUAAAGGAACACUAUAGUCACCUAAGUUUAGCUAAAUAAAGCAGUUUUAGUGUAUAGAUCAUUCCCCUGCAGUUUCACUGCACAAUUCACUGUCAUUUAGGAGUUAAAUAAUUUUGUUUCUGUUUAUGCAGCCCUAGCCACACCUCCCCUGGCUAUGAUUGACAGAGCCUGCAUGAAAAAAAAACUGGUUUCACUUUCAAACAGAUGUAAUUUACCUUAAAUAAUUGUAUCUCAAUCUCUAAAUUGAACUUUAAUCACAUACAGGAGGCUCUUGCAGGGUCUAGCAAGCUAUUAACAUAGCAGGGGAUAAGAAAAUCUUAAUUAAACAGAACUUGCAAUAAAGAAAACCUAAAUAGGGCUCUGUUUACAGGAAGUGUUUAUGGAAGGCUGUGCAAGUCACAUGCAGGGAGGUGUUACUAGGGUUCAUAAACAAAGGGAUUUAACUCCUAAAUGGCAGAGGAUUGAGCAGUAAGACUGCAGGGGCAUGUUCUAUACACCAAAACUGCUUCAUUAAGCUAAAGUUUUUCAGGUGACUAUAGUGUUCCUUUAAGUCUCAAAACAUCUGCCCUGGAUUUCCCAAUGUAAGCCGUGCAGUUUGCAGAUAAAUCAGCGUUUUUGCCAGGGUAGGCACCCAAAAUGUGGGCAGUGAAGCAGGAGCACGCUUUAAACACGACUGUCCUGCUCGAUAGCCAAGCUCUGCCCCCCCCCCCUCAUGGCAGAUAUAUUAUUAAUAUAUUUUGUUCAAUCUUGUUAUUAUAAUCAAAUAAAAAAUAUCUGUCUGGGAGAUCAGUAAUGGGAGUCUUUGAAGUAGAGUGGAGUAGGAAAUUAAAGGUGUUAAAAGCUUGUUUGGGUUCACAAGAAUAGGUACUAAUGAGUAAGUUAAAAUACUCAGGUUUGGCACAGAGUAGGAAGAGCUAUAGGAACAUAAAAUUAAUUUGUAGUUGAGAAAGUCUGGUUUGGUCAAAGUCUUACUGCAACACUGUUUUGCAGUGUGGGAGCAUUUUUGGAGAUAAUGGGUAAAUAUACUGUGUUAGGGUCGAAUGCAUGACUGCUGUUAAAAGCAGGUUUAAAUGACGCUGUCUUAUCCAGAGCAGAAGAGAGGAUGCAAUUUUAGAAUGAGAUUGAGAGAGACUGGGAAAAGUUGAGAGAACUGAAAGUGGAGGUUAGAGAACAGAGUAGAACCGACACAGAUCAAGAGUGCUUAGGUUUCUAGUAGGCUAAGAUAAGUUAGAUUUAUUUAUGACAGCACAAGCUAGGAGAUGACAAUCAGAUAGAAAAUGAACAAAUUUUGGAAAAGACGAGGUCGUGGAUAUUGCCAGCAUUGAGGGUAGUUUAGUGAGUAUGGCCAAAAUGAAGGUGACUGAUAAAAAUAUCUAAAUAUUAGGUUGGUUAAUUGGAAUGCUGAAGUCUCCAGGAAUGAGUGAUGGAAUGUCAGAAGAGAGAAGAUAGGUAAACUUAGUAGAGAAAUUAUCAAGGAAUAGUAGAAGAGAGCCAGGAGAUAGCAGAUGAUGAAGAUAAGAUAUGCAGGCAAAGAGAGAAUAGAAAGGGCAAAUAUGCUGAAAGGGGGAGACAGGGGGCAAGGAUCUCAUAGCACCACUCUUUAAAUUACACAGUUUGGGAGAGUUUGUUAUUUAUGCAUAACUUAAUGUGAUGCUUAUUUUCUUAAGACUUCCCCCAUUUUUAUUUUUAAAUAUAUAGAUCUGCUCUGUUAUCUGGCUGCCUGAAUCAAGAGAAUUGGUCACUGGCCAUGGACCACACAAAAAUCAAAUGUCUGUCUGGAAAUACCCCUCUUUAUUGAAAGUAACUGAUCUAUAUGGUAAGUUAAAUUAUUUAGUAUGGAGGUAGAUAGUUCUGGUAUACCUAAUGUAACACACAGAAGAGAGGGAGUCUGACUAACAUUAUGUCGCUCAAACUGGAAGCAAUAGGGAUUCACUAAAACCUAUAGAAAAAAUGGGCAAAGGGAACACUCUAGAGUGUUCCCUUUGCCUAAAUUAUUUAGUAUAUUUAUUCAAUCAGCAUAUUAAACACAUAUGGCUUCCACAAUUUCUAUCCAUACCUCUUUAAUUGUUCCAACAUUGGCCUCAAUUUAAUUCUUAUGGAUGAGCUUUUAAGUUGACAGCAAUCUGUUAGAAAAACAUUUAAAAUGAUUUAUCUACAGAAGUCGAUAGAGAAGAGACUGAAAUGGGUUAACUAAAAAAGUGCUCCCAAGUGCAGUCUCUAUACCCUGAAUGUGACUGCUCCACUAGUAUAAAGCAAUGAAUUGCUAAUCCUAGAGCCUCAAUAGAACAAAAAAAUAAUACAUUUUAUUAAACCCUCUUAGGGAGAAAAGAACUAUCACCAAAAUAAAGAAUGUAUAUACAGUGAUAUUUACAAAAAUAUUAAAAUAAAAAGGGUACAUCCGCUGAUCUGCAAUAUAUAUAGUAGUCACACAAUGUAUAUAGUUGCCACUAUUAGGGUAAAAAAGACUAUUGUUAACAGUUUCUUUAUAACAAAGUCUCUUUUGCCAGCAACAUUUAGUAAGAAUUGUCAACUAUAGGAAAUACAGUGUAACCUGUUAGGAUAAUAUAUAUCAAUGAGCCCUUUGAUGGAACAACGUGCAUGUAGAUGCACACAUAAAUGUUGCUUAAUAAGAGUAACCCCGGCGGAUAAAUUUUACAUGACUUCCUAUGGUUGUGGGAGCUCCAAGAUCAAUCUUGCACAAAGGGUUUAAAGGAGCCUUUGGGGAGGAGAACGGCAGUGUUAAACCGAACUAAUAGUACAAGUCAGGAUACUAGCCGUCAAUAAAGUAAUAGAUCCCGAGUACAACGCUCCGUUGAUACCCCAAUGUUAAACCUAAACUUUACUGUAAUGGAAACGGGCGGUAUGGUAGGUUCGGCCGGACACACAUAAAGAAGAACGUGAGUCUCUUACACCAUACACUGCCUAAAAUAUCCCCAUAAGGAACAUCAAAUUAAAUAGAAACUAGUAAUAUGAAAGAGAUGUCAAGUGCUCAAAUAGGGGAGAAAGUGCUCAGUAGGUCAGUGUACUGUAUAUGGGUACACUAUACAUUUCUCGCCAGCCUUAAACUGAUAACAGAUUUUCCCAGUGUACCGAUAACCGGCUAACUAAGAAUACGGUCCCUUAAAUGAACUAGUUCCUAAAUAAAAAUAAAAGUAAGGAGGUCCCCAAACCCAAUUCAAAAUAAUAGUAAAAGCGGAUGUCCUAAAUAAAGUACAUAGUGUACAAGGUUAUGCUCAACGCGCGUUUUGGCGCCAACAUGCACCUUUGUCAAGAGCUAACCGAUUGUGAGGAUAGCGCCACUUUUUGAACCCUCUAGUGCCGGCCCAUUUUUCGUGACUGUUAGUGGGCAGGGCUAAGGGAGUGACGAUAACCUAAUCUCAGCAUAGGGGGAGUUUAACCCCUACAAUGCCAGAGAGUGGUAUAACUAUCAAAGAUCCCUGGUGACAUCAGGGAAUCAGUAGUAGAUGUAUGUAGUUCAUAUAAUGAAAACAGAUUAAACUGAUCCAUAAAUAGUAAGGGUAUAAGUGUAUAAUAAGUAUAAGUGCUUAGCUCCCAUAACAAGCAUAAAUACUCCUCAAUAUAUAUUUUUUAAUAUUCUGAUAUUAUUGAUAAAUUGAUGUCAUGUUUUUAUAUAUGAUAUAUUUUGCAUAUUUUAAUAAACAACCCUUGUAAAAGUUUACCCAAAAACAUUAAAUCAUUUCAAAAAGCUUAUCCAACAACAUUAAAUUGAGGCCUAAAACAGGAAAAAAAAGAUAGAUAGGUUGAAAUAGAUAGAUAUAAUAUAUAAUUCUUUAUUUUCAGGUCAUAGAGGAAGAGUACUACACCUCGCAUUAAGCCCAGACCAGAAGAGAAUAUUUUCUGUUGCAGCUAAUGGGACAUCUUAUAUAUGGAGAUACAAUCAGUGAAGGAAUCUAUAAGAGACUCCAUGCAUCAUGCAAGUCUGCAUAUCUCAUUAGCCAUAUGUACAUGUCAAGUGGCCCAUAUACAGGGCAUGGAGUCCCCAGCAAUUAAUCUGAACUUGAUAUUAUUUUGCUUUUUCUGUAAGCAAGAUAUAACCUGGUGCUUUGGGUGGUUACAUCUACUCCAGAACUGCCAUGCAGUUCCUCUUCAUAAAUGUACAAC